CAAUCACUAAGCGACUACAUGGUUCAUCCUGGACAGCUCUCAAGACUGAUUCAAAAAGCACGAUAAAAAGUCUGUUCGUGAAAAGUUUACCAGUUGCUCUCAGCGCGAUUAGCAUCCUUCAUUACAUCAGAAACAACGUGCUGGCGAAAUAUAAGUCAUAGAACGAUCAUUUAGGAGUUUUGGACAGACUGAAAGGUUGAUUGGAAUAACUCUACUUUUUCACCACAUACUCUACGUGACGUCACUCAAGACGAUAAUUUUGCAGUAUGGAUGAAGGAGAGUUGGUGGAGUAUUUCAGGAGGCAGAUGAGUCAGGAUCCUGACAUGGCCUCUGCAGUGGCAGCUAUACGUUCACUCCUGGAGUUCUUGAAGAGAGAUCAGAGUGAGACUCUCCAGGGACUGAGAGAGAACCUGACCCAUGCCAUAGAGAGGCUAGAGGAGACAGAUUCCUCUGUGGCGGUGUCCUCUGGAGGGGAACUCUUCCUACGUUUCAUCAGCCUCACCUCACUGGAGCAUUCGGAUCUCUCGCAGUGCAAGAAUGUGAUGGUGGAGAGAGGGGAACUCUUUCUAAAGAAAAUUUCCUUGUCCAGAGGCAAAGUGGCCAAACUCUGCCACACCUUUAUUAAGGAUGGGGCUAAAAUCCUCACUCACUCCUCAUCCAGAGUUGUACUGAAGGUCCUGGAAAAUGCAGCAGCUGACAAGAAACGUUUUACUGUCUAUGUCACAGAAUCCCAACCGGAUUCUGCUGGGCAACAAAUGGCAGACAAAUUACGAAGACUCAAUAUUCCAGUCAUAGUAGUGCUUGAUGCUGCUGUUGGGUACAUCAUGGAGAAGGUAGACCUGGUAAUUGUUGGUGCUGAGGGGGUUGUGGAAAGUGGGGGCAUUUUUAACAAGAUUGGUACCUAUCAGAUGGCAGUGUGCUCCAAAGCCCACAACAAGCCUUUUUAUGUGGUGGCAGAAAGUUUCAAGUUUGUGCGUCUCUACCCUCUAAAUCAGGAAGAUGUACCUCACAGAUUUAAAUAUAAAGCAGAUACCCUGAAAACUGCUGAGGACCUCAACCACGAGCACCCAAUGAUUGACUACACCCCUCCCUCCCUCAUCACACUGCUCUUUACUGACCUAGGGGUGCUGACGCCGUCCGCUGUUAGCGAUGAGCUCAUCAAACUCUAUUUGUAAUACUUGGCUUAGUCAUACAAUCAAAUGACCCACCUGACCCUUAUGGCGUCAUGUCAGUUAUCUUGGUUUACCAAUAGGUCAUUACAGUCUUCUUGAUAUCCAUUAAAUAAUCUGAUUUCAACAUUCAGUUUGAUUUAAAUAUUCAGAUGAUUUUUACUGAUAUGUAUGCAACUGAUCUGUUAUAAAGGCAUGAAUGUCUAUGGUCAAAUAGCAGUCAUUUAACUGACCAAAAAGGGUGAAAAACAAACUAAUGGUAAUCUACAAUUUCUGACUGGCCAUGGAUUUAAAAUGAUCAAAUUAGGGAAACUGUCAACCAUGUAAAAUGUUAUACCCCAA
Electrophorus electricus (electric eel) is the source of this 1511-nucleotide messenger RNA. It is a transcript of the gene eif2b1, whose product is annotated as eukaryotic translation initiation factor 2B, subunit 1 alpha. The record is from RefSeq and is a predicted model, not a curated record. Gene Ontology annotation, molecular function: guanyl-nucleotide exchange factor activity; translation initiation factor activity. Gene Ontology annotation, cellular component: eukaryotic translation initiation factor 2B complex. Gene Ontology annotation, biological process: translational initiation. NCBI's taxonomy places the organism in Eukaryota, Metazoa, Chordata, Actinopteri, Gymnotiformes, Gymnotidae.